This is a messenger RNA of Maylandia zebra (zebra mbuna), 1398 nucleotides long. RefSeq lists its product as uncharacterized. The record is from RefSeq and is a predicted model, not a curated record. Gene Ontology annotation, molecular function: DNA-binding transcription factor activity, RNA polymerase II-specific; RNA polymerase II cis-regulatory region sequence-specific DNA binding. Lineage: Eukaryota; Metazoa; Chordata; Actinopteri; Cichliformes; Cichlidae. Gene Ontology annotation, biological process: regulation of DNA-templated transcription.
CGGAAGAUGAGGGGAAAGGAGACGUCCGGCUGCAUCGGCGAGGAGUUUCUCUCGGUUUCAUCUGAAGCUGAUCAGCAGGAGGAGAAGAGUCUGACGGAGCAGCGGAGGAACGUUUUGGACUUGGCUCAGCCGCUACAGAGGAAACGAUGAGCUCGGACCAACAGGCACCGAGAAGUCCGCGCCCUCAGGAGGCUGAUGAAGCUCACAGAAAAGAGGACGACAAAAUAUACAGAUGCGAUGAGUGCGGGAAGCCUUUUACUGCAAAGAUUUUCCUAAAAAGACAUCAAAUCAUCCACACCGGGGAGAGUCCGUUCAGGUGUGAGUUUUGUGGGAAGUAUUUUUCCAAGGCUGGAAAUUUGACAAGACACCGACUCAUCCACAGCGGAGUGAAAGCGUUCAGAUGCAACUUGUGUGGAAAGUCUUUUACUCAGAAGAGUGACCUAAAAAAUCAUCAACUCAUCCACAGCGGACUUAAAGCAUACAGCUGUGAUCAGUGCGGGAAGUGUUUUACAAAGAAACAGAGCUUGGAAAAUCAUAAGCUCCUCCACAGCGGAGUGAAACCGUACAGCUGCGAUCAGUGUGGGAGAACCUUUGCUCGCAGGUAUACGUUAAAGAGUCAUCAACUCACCCACUCUGCGGUUAAGGCGUACAGCUGUGACAUGUGUGGAAAAACCUUCAGGCAGAUGGGGACCCUAAAUAAACACCAACGCAUUCACACUGGACAUAAUGUGUACUGCUGUGACCAGUGUGGGAAACGCUUUGUCACAUACUACAACUUACACAUUCACAAAUUUACCCACACUGAGGAGAGACCUUAUAAAUGUGACCUGUGUGAAAAGGCUUAUAAAGAUCCAGAUUACCUGAAAGUGCACCAACAGAUCCACACCAGAAAGUGCACUUACUGUGAGAGUGAACCCAGUGGAUCCGGUCCUGAACCCUGCCAUCACUGCGGAGCUGGGAAAGCGUUUCGAUGUGACGUUUGUGGAAAUACUUUCAAGAAGAAAUCGGGCCUGAAACUGCAUCAGCGCAGGCACACUGGACUCAAACUGAGCUACUGCAGAGAGUGUGGGAAAAGCUUCCCCAUGCCAAGUGCAUUAAAGCGCCAUGAACUGAUCCACAGUGGGGUUAGGAAGCACCUCUGUGACCAGUGCGGGUCAUCCUUCAUCACUGCAAGUGACCUGAAGAAGCAUGAACGAAUCCACACAGGAGAGAAACCAUACAAGUGCAGACAUUGUGAGAAAAGCUUCACGCACUCGAUUAAUCGUUACCGUCACGAAUGUAAACACGUUGAAGUGAACGACAGCAGCAGUCACAGGUCAUUAUAAAGUGUGGACAUGUAUCUCGGGGUCUUGUUCACGAGUGAUGGGAGAAGGGAGCGGGAGAUCGACAGACGGAUCG